Messenger RNA from Vollenhovia emeryi, 1406 nucleotides. It is a transcript of the gene POLDIP2, whose product is annotated as polymerase delta-interacting protein 2. Gene Ontology annotation, biological process: error-free translesion synthesis. The transcript is spliced from 6 exons. The record is from RefSeq and is a predicted model, not a curated record. The coding region runs from base 231 to 1226 and encodes 331 amino acids. Gene Ontology annotation, cellular component: mitochondrial nucleoid; nucleus. NCBI's taxonomy places the organism in Eukaryota, Metazoa, Arthropoda, Insecta, Hymenoptera, Formicidae. Gene Ontology annotation, molecular function: DNA binding.
AAGUGUGCGCUCCCCGCUUUCCUCCCGCUCCCUUUUCCCCGCGUUCCCCGUGCGCAAACUUGUCGGCGAUAUAAACAGUAUAACCUCCGGCGUAUUCCGAGAUGAUCCCCAAAAGUCAGUAGAGAUGUUAACACAGCAGCACCCGUCGGCUGCAGUUUUCCAUCCUGCGACGUAGAGUCCCCCGCGCAGGUGACAUCGGCUGUCGGCGACAAAUAGUUCCUCCUGCAGCUAUGGAGCUCGUGCGGAGUCUCGUUGGCCGCAACCUGAAACGAUCGCUCCUGCGGACGCCCGUGACGGGCCUGCAGCACGUGCGAUGCGUCAGAUUGGCAGAAGUCGGCAAACUGGAGGCACCAAAGUUGCAGGGGAAAUACGAGACGGGUCAAUUGAUCCUGCACAGAGUCUUCGGUUACCGAGGCGUGAUUUUGUUUCCCUGGCUGGCGAGAGUGUACGACAGAGAUAUAUCUAGUAAGAAGAAUGAGAAGGAUAACAGCAUUGGUGAGAAAGAGGUGAAAGGCCGGACGCACACGUUUUAUCAAGUUUUGAUCGAUCAACGCGACUGUCCUUACAUCCGCGCUCAAACGGAGGCGGUUACUUUCCUGGGCAAUCAUGAGAGCAGUCGCAGCUUGUACGCUAUUCCAGGAUUGGACUAUGUCGCUCACGAGGACGUGUUGCCGUAUACCACCAACGAGAAAGCGGCGCUGCAGCACGAAUUGUUCGACAAGUUUCUCACCUAUCAUUCGGACAAGGAGCCGUGCUUCGUGGCGCAGGAGACUCUUCGCACAUGGCAGAAGAAGAAUCAUCCGUGGCUCGAGUUGUCGGACGUGCACAAGGAAACGACCGAGAACAUCCGCAUUACCGUUAUACCGUUCUAUAUGGGUUGCAGAGAGGGCCAAACCACUUCUGUGUACUGGUGGCGUUAUUGCAUCCGACUAGAAAACAUGGGUGAGUUGAGCGUGCAAUUGCGUGAGAGGCACUGGAGAAUAUUCAGUCUUUCGGGUACGUUGGAAACUGUUAGAGGAAGAGGCGUGGUCGGUCAGGAACCUGUGCUGUCGAAAGCUUUGCCUGCCUUUCAAUAUAGUAGUCACGUGAGCUUGCAAGCUCCUAGUGGUCACAUGUGGGGAACAUUUAGGAUGGAAAGGGAAGACGGAUACGCGUUCGAUUGUAGAAUACCACCGUUCUCCUUAGAAUCGAAAGCGGAGCCAUCCACCCCGACCGUAGAAAUCUAACUCAUCAAAAGAGAGAUUGAUAAUUAUAAGCAAUAAUUAGUUAGAUAAAUAUGUAACAAUUACUAGGUGACGAUGAUAUAUAGUUUCAAGUACAAUCGAUGUCGAUUUAAGCGUGAGUCUUGUGAUAACUUUUUGAAACUAAUUUCGCACAGACGGUUUCAAUAAAAAUUAUAAUGUAUA